This is a messenger RNA of Thyridium curvatum, 594 nucleotides long. RefSeq lists its product as uncharacterized. The record is from RefSeq and is a predicted model, not a curated record. Gene Ontology annotation, cellular component: nucleus. Gene Ontology annotation, biological process: protein import into nucleus. Gene Ontology annotation, molecular function: guanyl-nucleotide exchange factor activity; small GTPase binding. Lineage: Eukaryota; Fungi; Ascomycota; Sordariomycetes; Thyridiales; Thyridiaceae. The coding region runs from base 1 to 594 and encodes 197 amino acids. The transcript has 3 exons.
AUGACCAUUUACAGAAACACCCCGUUGUUCGGAGGCGCGCUGUCGGUCGAGCUGCCCGACAACUUUGCCGAUGUCAGCAAGUUGCGCCAGGUGCCCGACAACCAGGAGGUCUAUAUCGACAAGGACGGCUUCACGAGCAUCAUCUUUGAGAUAUGCGAGCGGGUCGGUCCCUCGGGAAGCAGCGCCGAGAUCGACGGGAGGGCGCUCACCACACACCUCGAGGACCUCGUCGGCUCCGACGUCGAGACGACCAAGGUCUGGAACACCACGGACACGCAGUUCUCUCGUCUCGAUGAAGACAUUCCUGCCUACACCUUGAUAGCCACGCAGACCCCCAAGCCCGACCCGGGCAAGGACGCGACGUCUUCGCCCGACUUCACAGCCAUCAUCCUGACGCUGCUACGCCUCGAGAAGGAGUCGACUGACAUCCUGGUCACCAUCAACGUCCCGCACAUCAAGGGCGAGUACGAUGAGGAGGAGGUGGACCUGGAGCUGGGCAAGCAAGGACAACUCAUCGGGGACGCCGUCGAGUUCGCGGCAAAGAUCUGGGACACUUUCCGCGUCAACGAUUGGAAUCUUUUCAACGAGGUCUGA